UAUGCUAUAUGUUUAGGAAAGUAGUGGAUACAGAAAAUCUGUACGAAACAGCUUAUCAUCUAGUAGAAAUCAAUAAAAAAAAUUAAAAGCAAGUUAAUAGUGCGAAGAUAUUUUACUUAAUAUCAAUUCUAUGAUGAAUAAAUUAGAUUAUUUGCAAUAGGCAAUUGAAAAUAGAAAUCAUGAGACAAAAGCAUAGUUAAGAAAAUACACACCUCAAAAAUAAUUAAAUAAAGGUGUGUAGAAUUUUAGUAAUCACUAAUAGGAUGCCUAUUUAAUUGGGGAUAAAGAAAAUAACUAUGAGAAAUUGAAUUGUUAUUAUCUAAUGAAGAAAUUUGAAACUUAGAAAAUUCAGCAUUAGCAUCCAAGAUCAGAGUUUUCUAGAAGGAGAUCCUUUGCUAAUUGA
Molecule: messenger RNA, 403 nt
Organism: Paramecium pentaurelia
Lineage: Eukaryota; Ciliophora; Oligohymenophorea; Peniculida; Parameciidae
Source: the annotation of a GenBank genome assembly